This is a messenger RNA of Vigna unguiculata (cowpea), 1350 nucleotides long. RefSeq lists its product as uncharacterized. NCBI's taxonomy places the organism in Eukaryota, Viridiplantae, Streptophyta, Magnoliopsida, Fabales, Fabaceae. Gene Ontology annotation, cellular component: CURI complex; UTP-C complex. Gene Ontology annotation, biological process: ribosomal small subunit assembly; rRNA processing. The record is from RefSeq and is a predicted model, not a curated record.
GUGUGUGUGUGAGGACCCAUUUCUCAUUCGGUUUUCUCUCCAUUCACUUCACAAAGCAGUUUUACUCUUCCGCCGCCGUGGCAGUGGCACGAGCUCGUGCAAUUCCCCCUUUUGUCAAGAGCUUCGUCCUCCUUUGCAUCUGCAGGCUCUGUCAUUGUUUAGUUGGUCCUUCCAGGUUGAGUAUUUGGUACAAUGAAGGUAAAGAAGGCUAAAAGAGAUCUGCAUACUGGGGAAAAGAAGAAGAAAAGGAACAGGGAACAAAAUGAUGAAGUAGAGAUACAAGCUACUGUGGAGGACGUGGAAGUGGAUAAUGAAAUACAUGUUAGUGACACAAAGAAGCAGAAGGCUUCUGUCAACAAAAAAAGGAAGAACAAGGACAAAAGUCUAGUUAGGAAACGAAAACCGAAGGGUGAAGAAGUUGAUUUGGAAGAGCAAAGCGAUGAAGUAGUAGAUAAUUGUCAUUCUAGUGCUGAGGAGAUCCAAGAUAUUGGUGGUCAUAGAGAUUUGGAUACUGGAGCAGUUACCAAACCCUGUAGGUCAAAGAAAGAUAAGAAAAAAAGAAAACAGGAGGAUAGAAAUUCCCAGGAUAAGGGAGAAGGGUACAACAAUCUGAAGGAAGUUUAUACUAUUUCCUCCGUAGAUGAUGACUGCUCAAAAGGAAUGAAAAAAUGGAUCAUGGAAUACCAUCAAAGCAGACCAGGAUUGGAAGUAUUGCAGCAUCAAAUUGAUGACUUUAUAAUUGCUCAUGAAGAGAAACUGGAAGAGGAAAGAAAAGAAAAAGAAGCCCUUGCUGCUGAAGGGGGGUGGACAGUUGUUGUACACCAUAAAGGUAGAAAGAAAACUACUGAUUCUGAAACUGGAAUUGCAGUGGGUUCGGUUGCUCAAGCAGCCGUGGAGAACAAAAUGACCAAAAAGAAACAUAAAGAAGUUGGUCUUGAUUUCUACCGAUUUCAAAAGAGAGAAGCACAGAGAAAUGAGAUCAUGACACUGCAGAGCAAAUUUGAGGAGGAUAAAAAACGUCUACAGCAGAUGAGAGCUGCCAGAAAAUUUAGGCCUUAUUAAUCAAUGUUUUUAGCACAGUUCAAGGUUCACUGUAGUUUUUAUGGGGAAUCUAGGUUAGUUAUGAAGUCUUAAAGUUGAAUUGUUCCACAAAUCAUUUAAAAAAAGAUUUCAUUUAUCAUUCCAAUUUUGCCGAAGGUAUUUGUACACAAAUGUAGGUAAUCAUUAUUUUAUUUCGAGUUACAUGACUCUGCAGGGGUGGGAACUUCAUUAUUUUUUGGCAACAUUGUUAUAAGCUCAACAAUCUGUGUAUUUGUUAGUUGUCAUUUAUAUGCAAAAUUUUGUUAACUA